This is a messenger RNA of Trichoderma asperellum CBS 433.97, 540 nucleotides long. The record is from RefSeq and is a predicted model, not a curated record. NCBI's taxonomy places the organism in Eukaryota, Fungi, Ascomycota, Sordariomycetes, Hypocreales, Hypocreaceae.
AUCGACCAUUUUACUCUGCUUCUUAAACUACUUUCUAAACUACGAACUACCUCUCCAGCAAUGCAGUUUUCAUACCUCGCAUUUUUCAGCUCUCUAGCUGCCGUAGCAUUGGCAACUCACAGCCCCGGCCAAGCAUGCAGUGGGAGCGGUUACGACUGUAGCGACGACUUUCAUGAUAUUGUUGUUUGUAACGGAGCACAGUGGGUAAUUGCUGCUGCUUGUCCUAAUAGUUGCUGUGCAUGGCCUGCUGGAUAUCCUGCACCUUUCUGCAGUUGCUAAUAAAAGAACGAAAACGUGGUUGCUACAAUUUAAUGCGUUUGGAACCAAAGUUAUUUUGGUUUACCACUAUUAGGCUCGAAAGGUUAUUACUGAAUUAUUUUAUGGACUACAUUUAUUAUCGAUAAGAAUGAGUUUAGUAUAGUUCAUUCAGUUUUAAAGAAAUGAAAGAUUGAAUAAAAGAAACAAAUUAAUACCGUGUGAGCUGGAGCUCUAUGGCAUAAUAAAGGCUGGGUGUAAUACAGCUUAAUAAUUAGCAAGACG